AUGCGACUCCACGCCUAUCAACUCACGGGCGCGCUAUGCGCAAUUCACUUCCCCAAAUCUCACAUGCUGUUGACUUUGGCCCGCGGCUCGUGGCGCUCAGACCAUGCCUUCUCUUUGACUCUCGACGUCCCAAAGCCCUCACCUAAGAAUCGAAACAUCAUCGCCAAAAUGUCACACCUCGAAACACUCUCGCAAGAGUUGUUUGAUCUCGUCAUCACACAACUCCAUCCGUCCGAUCUACCACACCUCCGUCUCACGAGCAGGACAUGCGCCGCCAAAGUCCUCGAUCACUACGCCGCUGUGCAUUUCCGCGACUGCAGUGUGAACUGCGAUAGGCGCAAAGACGACAUCGGCAACAGUUUAAAAAUCUUUCUAAAGAUCGCUCAGAACAACACCAUAGGCUCAAAGAUGCAGUCUUUGAUUCUCGAGUUGAAGGCAGACGACAAGAACACAGCAGCAGCCUGUACAGACCCUUUUGAUGAAACCAUCCAAAAGCAGCUCAAAGCGCUCUUCGCAGCACUGAGUCAACACCAGCGUCUCAAAGCAAUCCGCAUCACGAGCGAAUUUCGCUUGCAUAGGAAUAAUGUGGAAGUGCUUUCCGAACAGACUCGGCCACUGCGUCUCGUCCCAGAGGGUCUCGAAGGCCAUCAAUUCGAAAUCGAUGAGCUGAUCAUUGGUAGAGACGAGGAUGAUGACGACUUGCAGUGGAGUCUGCCAUACCAAAAGUUGCUGCAAGUACCAGCUCAAUGCAACGCCUUCCGUUCCGUCCUUCAAACACUCACCUCCCUCCGCAUCUCGCUCUGGGAAAAGGAAGAGCCCGCGGAUUUGACUUCAUGGACCAUGCUGUCGAAAGCGCCGCGAUUGAAAUUCCUUGCGCUACAUGACCGCCAUCAGCACGAGGCGUUGCUGUGCGAUUUCAAUUGCUUCAAAUAA
Messenger RNA from Pseudocercospora fijiensis CIRAD86, 933 nucleotides. RefSeq lists its product as uncharacterized. The transcript has 2 exons. Lineage: Eukaryota; Fungi; Ascomycota; Dothideomycetes; Mycosphaerellales; Mycosphaerellaceae. The record is from RefSeq and is a predicted model, not a curated record. The coding region runs from base 1 to 933 and encodes 310 amino acids.